Molecule: messenger RNA, 917 nt
Organism: Scheffersomyces amazonensis
Lineage: Eukaryota; Fungi; Ascomycota; Pichiomycetes; Serinales; Debaryomycetaceae
Product: exosome non-catalytic core subunit
Exons: 1
Coding region: 35-772 (245 amino acids)
Biological process (GO): rRNA catabolic process; nuclear mRNA surveillance; U4 snRNA 3'-end processing
Cellular component (GO): nucleolus; nuclear exosome (RNase complex); cytoplasmic exosome (RNase complex)
Source: RefSeq, a predicted model, not a curated record
AGAUUUAACCAAUAAUAAAUACAAUUACCAUAGAAUGUCACGUAUGGAACUCUAUUCCCCAGAAGGGUUGAGAAUUGAUGGACGAAGGUGGAAUGAACUUCGUCGAUUUGAAUCAAGAAUUAAUACUCACCCAAAUUCUUGUGAUGGAUCUUCAUAUGUUGAACAAGGAAAUACAAAAGUAAUUUGUAUGGUUCAAGGUCCUAUGGAACCUUCAUCUAGAUCACAAGCAGAUUCAGCUGGUGCUACUAUUGAAGUUAAUUUGUCGGUAGCAAGUUUUUCAACUUUUGAAAGAAAGAAGAGAUCUAAAUCGGAGAAAAGAAUGGUAGAAAUGAAAGCUACUUUAGAAAGAACAUUUCAACAAAGUGUCAUGUGUCAUUUAUAUCCUAGAACAUUAAUACUGAUAGAUAUUCAUGUGUUAGCUCAAGAUGGUGGUUUAUUAGCAAGUAUGGCUAAUGCUGUAACAUUAGCUCUUAUAGAUGCUGGUGUUGCCAUGUAUGAUUAUGUAUCUUGUAUAAGUGUUGGUUUACAUGAUCAAACUCCAUUACUAGAUUUAAAUGGAUUAGAAGAACAGGAUAUAAGUACAUUAACGAUUGGUGUUAUAGGGAAAACUGAAAAGUUAGCAUUAUUAAUGUUGGAAGAUAAAAUGCCUCUAGAUCAUUUAGAAUCAACUCUUGGUAUAGCGAUAGCUGCAACACAUCGUAUACGGGAUUUGAUGGAUGAUGAAGUGAGAAAGCAUGGAAACUUAAGAUCAUCAAAGUUAGCCAAGAACUAAUCGAAUAGCAUAAUUUUAACUCUGUAUAAUAAGUCAUAUUUUUUAAAUGAAUUAAGAAUGAAAUACAUGUGUAGAUUAUUUUACUAUAAAAAAUUAAUAGAUCAAUAAAACAUAACUUAAAUACAUAUAGUGUCUUGGUUAGUGG